CAAAACUGGGUAAUAGAUGUAUAGUUCAUACCAUUGUACAAAAGUUAACAUGUUAAAUUUUCCUACAAGGUUUGACUUGUAUAUUUAAGCAAUAGAUCACACCAGGCUGUGGUAUGUGCUCAUUAUACCACUGUUAAGGGGCGUUGUCCGGCCCCGACGCGCAGCGGAGGGCCGGCGACCCCCUUCACAGUGGUAUAAUGAGCACAUGCCACUGACUGAAGUGAUCUAUUGCUUUUAUACAACGGUUACUGUUAUGGCGAAACGAAAGUCAUAGACACACUACAUUUAAAAAGAAACCAAGAAAGUCAAAGUAGCCGUUUUCUUAAAGAAUACAAAAAAGUAGUCCCUCCUGGCUGCCGCAAUGCAUCGACGGUCGCUAUGCAACACACUUUAGCGUCCCUCCGAGAGAAGGCUCCGAUAGAGCGGUUCGCCGGCAAUUUAUCCUAUGGAGCAGUUCACUCGCCGUGUGCCAAAGCUUUCGUUAGUCUCUCCAUCGCCUUGCUCACUCCCGGAGUAACAACAUUUACACCCACUCCAUCAUCCAACAUAUGUUUUACUUUGUAACUGUUUCUACUUCCAGGCGCGGAGUGAUAUGCAAACUUUCACAAAAUGAUCGGGCGUCAUAGCAGUUAUGUAUACGCUCAUUAUACAACAGUUGGGAACCAAUCAGAUCGCUGGAUUUAGGUCCCCCGUUGUAUAAUCUAUUUUUUAUCCUAUUUUGCAGUUAGUAAUAUCGAAAAUAUUCAACCACAUAAAGUGCAAUGGAAGAAAAGGUCGGAAGAGCUGCAGUCCCGAAUCAAUGAGCUGGAGGAGGAGAAUGCUUUGCUCAAGCAGCAGCUUGAGCAAAGGCCUUCAGCAAAUCAAGGUGCGAAAAUGGACAACACUGCCACCGACCCAGAGUCAGACACUGACUGGAGUUCCAACUCCAGCACUGACUCCACCGAUUCCAGGAGCAGUGAUACAAGCUCUUCCUCCUCUGAUGGCCGCAAGAAAAAGAGGAAGCACAAAAAGAAAAACAAAAAGAAGAGCAAAAAGGCUUCAAAGAACAAAGGACUUCGAGUGACAACAAUAUCGGAUGUUGUUAAAAGGUACCACCGGGUCCUUAAACUAAUUCAAAAAGGACGCAAGAUGUCGAGGGCAUUCCUGAAGGCACGCGUUUCUAGAAACGCAGUUAAAGACACCGCAGCAAUAGCGGAGCUCUACAUUGCAGAGAGGAGUGUCCUGGAUGGAAUCAAAGGCGAACAGAGGCUCCUUCAUUUAGCAAAGCUCUGCCAGUCCAAAAUUGUUGGAGAACUUGCACUUAAAAUUGAAGACCUGAAGAGGAAAAAAAAACUCAUACCAUUCUCCAAAAAGGGUUAAAGGGACAGGGGUGAAAGGAGAGAGUUUUUUUAAUUAAAGGAUAAAUCCUGUGUAAAAUGGAUCUGGGAUAUGUUUAAUAUGAUAAUGAGAUGGGAUGUUCGUUUGGGAGCAAAAAAGCACAUGCAGACGCAUUCUUAAGUUGGCUGUUUUUAGCCGAUUCUACCAAAACGCUAUAAGCUUGGAACGAUGUCUCAUGGUAAAAACAAAAUCGCUAUUUUAAACCACUUAAAAGGCUAGAAGUCCGACACUUCUUUGGUAGUAUAGUAAGGGUCUUAAAAUAUAAAACGAGGCAUUGAUAACUUUGUAAGUGUACAGAUUGUUUAUUCAUGGCUGCCGCGGGUUUUUAAAAGGUAGUAAAAGGUAGUAAAUUAAAUUAGGCCAAAUUAAAGCCAGUAAAAAGUAGUAAAAAGUAGUAAACGUCAUCUGACGAGGUAGUACAUUUUCGAACCCUAAUCCAACUGGACCAAUGCCUUUUUCAAUUAAUGUUACUAACGUGAAGGCCUAGCUUCUUCAAUAAACUUGCGUGAAUAUAUUUUUAUGUUGCGAGUAGGACCUGUGACCUAGGAUUCACGUGUA
This is a messenger RNA of Gadus chalcogrammus (walleye pollock), 1935 nucleotides long. Its product is annotated as coiled-coil domain-containing protein 106-like. The record is from RefSeq and is a predicted model, not a curated record. Gene Ontology annotation, cellular component: nucleoplasm. The transcript is spliced from 3 exons. NCBI's taxonomy places the organism in Eukaryota, Metazoa, Chordata, Actinopteri, Gadiformes, Gadidae. Bases 874 to 1359 code for a protein of 161 amino acids.